Messenger RNA from Penicillium manginii, 3684 nucleotides. RefSeq lists its product as uncharacterized. The record is from RefSeq and is a predicted model, not a curated record. Lineage: Eukaryota; Fungi; Ascomycota; Eurotiomycetes; Eurotiales; Aspergillaceae. The transcript has 6 exons. The coding region runs from base 1 to 3684 and encodes 1227 amino acids.
AUGGCUGCUGCUGGCACGAGGGCACAGAAGCCCGUUGGCUCGGCCGCAUGGAUCGCCACCGAGAAGGAAAAUGUAGCUGAAUUGGUGGAACAAGAACUGGAAGAAGUCGAAUACCCCGUCCGCCAUGAGAUGGACUGGCUCAACGAGCACAUGGCCGAGAUCUUCUCCAAGGGCCAAGCAAACUUUACCGACGUAUUCAAAACUCCCGGCAAAAUGCGAGGAAAGACUCCUCGCACAGCUCGCAAGCGAAAUGUGGAGGAUGACCGAGUCCCACUGAGCGAGAUUUUCUCCUCCUCCCACAAGCAAGUGGAAAACAAGGCUGUGAGCCCCAGCCCAUUUAUUCAUCGUGUCAUCUCCAAAACUGCUGCGCCCGCGGCGGUUGCCCCUCCCCGCCUCAAGGAAGCCGAGGCGCCAUCGCAGCCCCAAUAUCCAGAUCUCACCCAGAACUUGAACUCCUUCCAAAAAUACAACACCGACUCCGGCUACCAUGGGAUGGAGGAUGAAGAUGAAGAGGAGAUAGAUGAUGAUGAUGAAAUGGUGUUGCCCGAUACACAGCCAGAAUCAGAGACCGCCACACAACCAUUCGAAGUGGAUGAGCCUGCAAGAUCGACCACCCGAUCCGAACUUUCAGUCAGUCAACGAACAACAGAAAACUCUUUCGUCUCAGCUCAAGAGAACGUUCGUGCUCGGGGGGAGACUAUCGAACCGAUGAAUGUGGAUCCGACACCGACGCAGGAGCGCACUUCCCGCGCCGUGAACGCCGCCCACAAGGAAUCUGAGCCUGAACUCGAUACAACUCCAAAGGUUGUGCCUCCGUCUAAGACGAAGUAUCAAACGAAAGCAUCGACCUCCCAGGAAGCCCGGUCGGAAAAGCCCAAGGCCCAGGAAAAGCCCAAGGAGCAAGACCAUGAAGACGUGAUCUCCAGUGUUAAGAACCAGAAGCCAGUGGCUACCCAUCAGCCAAAGGAGGAGGAAUUUGAGUCUCAUGAUGACGAAAUGGAAAUCGAAGAUACGGCGAAGGAUGAUACCAUCCUAGACGACAACUUUGAUGAUAUUGGAUCGCCCUCCGAUGGCUCUACACCAGACAGACUGCCUGUACGCAAGAGUAGCCUGAGCUUUGCCUCUCUGCCGGCUAGAGAGCCUCUGACCAAAAAGAGUAUGGGUGGUGCAAGGAUUUCGCGUACCAGUCACAUCGAUCUCGCAAAAUUGAGCCACAAGAGAAACUCCAAUUUCCUUGGGGUCCACUCAAGUGGUCAUAAAUCGGUACAGCCAUCCUCAGAAGACAAUGCGAGCGAUCCGGCCGUGGACAUUGACGAUGAGAAGAAACCGGAAAAAGAUGUCGAUAUGGACCAGGCUAGCAAGUUGCACAACAAAAAGUCGACCCAAAGCCUACAUGACAGGAUCAGCAUGCUCGGAAAGCCGCAAACACGCCCCAACAAGUCAAUCCCGACGGCAGCGGGGUCUGCCGGUCAAAUUGCCUAUCCUGAGCUCCCGGCUACCAAAACUGGACCAAAACUGGACUCUUCAAAUGAGAAGACUAGGAAAACCCCCGCUCCGAAAACGGACAAUGUUGGCGAUGACGAUUGGAUCAAGGCUCUGGAUUCGCCUCAGCGACCGAAUCUCGCCAAGAGCAAGACCACAGAUGUCAUGGAGAGACUUUUUGAGCCGGAGAGACCCAAAUCUUCCUACCAGAAGAUGAGCCCAGCACUUAAGCAGAAGCUUGCUGAAGAACCCGAGCGGCCUAAAUCAUCCGCUUCCAUCUUUUCCUCUCCUCGCCCACGGGGUCAUCAGCAGAGCGCGUCUACUUCCAUCCUGGGAACUACAACUCCCGUUGGAUCUCCUCGACGUUUCGAGGGUCCGCUCAGUGCUUCCAAGAUAAGGUUGCAGUCAAUUAUGAAGUCUGCCAAGGGCUUGUUCACCAGCACCGGCAGCCCUUCGAGAAUCGAGAGCUCUUCCCCAGUGGCACAUCGUGUGCAGACCCAGGAGCGAAUGAGCGUCGAUAUCAAUGAACAUGACGUUCAAAUGUCUGAGCCACCUCAUAUUCCCAGUCCUCCCGCACGACAGGAGGGCCGCCGCACUCGGAGCUCCACCGAGAAGGAGGAAAAGCGUCAGCGAAAGGAGGAGGAAGACCGCCAACGAGAGGCAGAGGCACACCAAGAAGAGCUGCGACAAGAAGAGGCGCGUUUAGAAAGAACCAAAGAACAGGAGAAACAACAACGAACAGCGCAGCUCAAGGCCGCUCAGGACAAAUCUUCUGUUGAGAUAGAUGAGCGCAACGCACAAAGGCCAUCGCAACCGCAACGACAACAAUCGCGGGAACCUGAGUCAAAAUACGGAAUUCCGCAGCCAAAGCAAGCCGAUCGACGACCCAAGCCCCUGACCCGCGAGGCGGUUCAAAAGCCCGAGCCGCGACCCGUCUCGAUUCGCGUUGGUAGCACAAUGUCCACUCGCCAAAUCCCUGUCGCUACUUCUGUUUCGUCUAGUUUUAAUGAGGCAAAUGCCCCCGCCCCAGCUCCUACCUCUAAGCAGACAAGCUUGAAAAAGAAGGGAAGCAACCAGUCACUCCAGACGGCUUCCUCGACGAAUAGCCUCAAGAGCAGCACUUCAAGCCAGACACAAGCACAGCGAAAGGCUCAAUUAGCGAGCGAGCGCAAACGGGAACAGGAUCGGAAGCGAGCUGCCCAGCAACAGCAAGAGGAAUCUCGUCGUCAGGAGGCCCAGAGCCGUGCUGAGAGUCGUGCCGAGGCAGAUCGCGGACGACGAGAACUAUCUGCCCAGGAAGAAUCUAACAAAGCCGCAAUUGAGAGACGGAGGCAAGAAAAUGCUCGGCGACAACACGGCCGCACCGGUAGCCAGCAGGUCGUCAAUGAGGCUCCUACCCUGCAACACGAGAAAUCAGCCCUUCAAUCCUCUCAGAAGAGUGAUCUGGGAGGAACGAGGCCGCAGUCUCGCGCGGGUCCAGCACCGAAUUAUGGCCGGAUCAAUCCACCUGCGCCUAAUCCUGCCAGACCUGCCAAGAGACCCAUGAAUGAAGAGGCUAGUAACCGACCUCCAGUGAAGAAGAUCAGCAACGUACACUCUGUUAUCGGGGAUAAAUGGGGCAAGGGCGAAGAUGAGCAACAGCACCAAUUCCAACAUCAACCCUCCAGGCCAUCGGUCCGACCCCCCAUGGGACCCCCUAAACGGGUGUCUAACAUGCGCCAGCCGCAGCAUUCCACUAUUAAUCAGUCUAGUAUGGCAUCUUCAUCCGGGUCUAGCAUCUUCAAGCCCGGCCAGGGGCCUCCAGCUCCGCCCAGCGUGCCCCAGCUCAACCCCCCCGCCAAACCAUCUCCCAAAUACCCCAGCGGAGAAAGCAUCCACCUUCCUGAGAUAGCGACGGACAGCGAAGACGAAGACGACUCCGACUCCGAAAUGUUCCCGGUCCCCAAAUGGGCCCAAUCGAAAGAACUCAACGACCUGCUCGUGAUACAGGAUAGAAUGGAACCAGAUUCCAUCUUCGGGCCUAUCGCCCCAUUCUCCCUCGAAGAAACCUUCAAAGCAGACAAGAAGAUCAAGAAGUUCCGUGACCGCACUAGUAGCGCAAACUGGUCGGGCCCAGAUGGUCUUACCCAGGAAGAGAUUCGCAAGGACCGCGCCGAGCGCCAACGUCUCCGUCUCAACGGCGGAUGGUCCUUUGAGACAUAA